This is a messenger RNA of Hydractinia symbiolongicarpus, 630 nucleotides long. RefSeq lists its product as uncharacterized. The transcript has 2 exons. The record is from RefSeq and is a predicted model, not a curated record. The coding region runs from base 1 to 630 and encodes 209 amino acids. Lineage: Eukaryota; Metazoa; Cnidaria; Hydrozoa; Anthoathecata; Hydractiniidae.
AUGGAAACAGUUCAAGCAGACGUGGAUUCAAAGAAGAAACUCAUCAUUCAAUGCCACAAUGACUCAAUUAGAUUGACCCAAAAUAAUCGAAAUUUGAAAAAGAAACUCAAGAAAUUAAAAUCUGAAUCGUUUGGUUAUGAAAGUAUAAAGUCCAAUCCAAAAAAACACCUCUUUUAUACUGGCAUUAUAAGAGACAUAUUUCAAUUGCUUUUCAAGCAUUCGAAGUUACCUAUAAUUUCAAAAAAGUUGCAAUCUGAAGAUCACCUCCUACUGGUUUUGAUGAAGUUGAGACUUGGUAUCAAAAAUAAAGAUUUGGCAUACAGGUUCAAAGUUGCUGAAUCUGUGAAUUUACCUGAAUGCUUUCGCAAAAAGUAUACCAGAUGUGUGUGUAUUAUCGACUGCACUGAGAUUUUUACAGAACGUCCUUUGGGAUUAAAUGCAAGAGCACAAACAUGGUCUAACUAUAAAAAUCACAACACCAUAAAAUAUCUUGUUGCUUGCUCACCAACUGGAGCUGUCACUUUUAUGUCUGGAGGAUGGGGUGGUCGAGUUUCAGACAAGGAGAUAACCGUAAAAUGUGGGUUUCUUGAUUUGAUUGAACAUGGGGUUUUACUGUUAUGGAGGAAGUAG